AUAUAUAUAGAGACUCCACAGAAAGUGCUCUGUUGUUGGCAUUCCACCGCGUGAGGCUCUGUUUCUAGGGUUUGUUGGGUCUAAAAAAUCGAAGCGAUUUCGAUGGCGGAAGAGCGAUUCACGGGCGUGGUGCAGUGGUUCAACAAUGGCAAGGGCUUCGGCUUCAUCAAGCCCGACGACGGCGGCGAGGAUCUCUUCGUUCACCAGUCCUCCAUCAGAUCCGACGGCUACCGCACCCUCCUCGAGGGCGACCGCGUCGAGUUCGCCAUCGCCACCGGCGACAACGACAAGACCAAGGCCGUCGACGUCACCGGCGUCGACGGCGCCCCUCUCCAGCCCCGCGCAGCCGCCGGCAACAACAACCGCGCCGCCGGCUCUGGCUUCGGUUUCGGCGCCAGGCGCAAUGGCGGAGGCGGCGCCGCGUGCUACCAGUGUGGCGAGUUUGGACACCUCGCCAGGGAUUGCAACAGGAGCAGUAAUUCUGGUGGCGGCGGAGGCGGCAGCGGCGGUGGUUGUUUCAAUUGCGGGGGGUUCGGCCACCUCGCGAGAGAUUGCGUGCGCGGAGGCGGCGGCAGUGUAGGCAUUGGAGGUGGUGGCGGAGGCGGAUCUUGCUUUAGGUGUGGCGGAUUUGGACACAUGGCGAGGGAUUGCGCCACCGGGAAGGGCAACAUUGGCGGUGGAGGAAGCGGUGGAGGUUGUUUUCGGUGUGGGGAGGUUGGUCAUUUGGCUAGGGAUUGCGGCAUGGAAGGAGGGAGAUUUGGUGGUGGUGGCGGAAGCGGCGGCGGCGGUGGAAAAAGCACUUGCUUUAAUUGUGGGAAGCCAGGGCAUUUUGCGAGGGAAUGUGUUGAAGCUUCAGGUUGAGGUGAAGAAGGGUUUGUUACAUUUUGCGAAGGGAGAAAAAAGGUGGAAUAGUACAUAUUCUCUUUUUUGGCACAUUUUAACAGUUAUUAACUUAUGAUUAGUCUCUCUUAUUGUUAUUAUUAUUAUUCAUCUAAUUUCGGGGAAGUUUAUACAUAUGGCAAAAAAAAGAUGUUUUUGGUUUUUUGUGACUAUGGUACUGCUUAGCAGGCGAUUUUGCCUUUUGUUAGUUGUUACUGCCUCCUGUUAGACCUUGUUUCUGGUUAAUACUGUCUUUCUUGUUCCAGAACCGUUGAGAUUAUAUAUCUUGAUUUGUUUGUCUGAAAGGUUUAUAAUUAUGAGACCGAAGUUCUCGAGAAA
This is a messenger RNA of Glycine soja, 1218 nucleotides long. RefSeq names its product cold shock domain-containing protein 3-like. The transcript has a single exon. The record is from RefSeq and is a predicted model, not a curated record. NCBI's taxonomy places the organism in Eukaryota, Viridiplantae, Streptophyta, Magnoliopsida, Fabales, Fabaceae. Gene Ontology annotation, molecular function: zinc ion binding; nucleic acid binding. Bases 103 to 861 code for a protein of 252 amino acids.